UUAAUUAUUGAUAGACAAACCUAAAAUUCAUAUUUUGAAAGUUAAGUCAAAGUUCAAUAAUAGGAAACGCGGAAACUGUGUGGUUAGUUGAAGACAAUGUCUGAGACCGAUGAACAGGCGGAAAAUCUUCCUGAAGACACCGAAACUGAGGAAGGAACGACUGAUUAUGCAACAGAAACGACUAGUUAUUUGGACGAAGAAGAGGAGAGUGUGAAGAGUAUUUAUGACCAAGCGAAUUUCAUAUCAGGCCCUAAAGUCAGCCAAGACAGUAGUUUGGGGUUGGAUCUGUUAGAAUUCGAUUUUUCCUUCGGCUACGACUGCCUCAAAUACUUCAACCUCACCGUAUUAGAUGAAAAAACCGUCGUAUUUUCUUCGGGAAACUUCAUCCAGUUCCUCAAUGUGGAAACAAAAGAAAUCACUCUUAGACGAAGCGCACUUGGAGGAGGAAUCGGCCAUAUCAGAAAAAAUGGUAAUCCUGAGUUUCCCUACUUUGCGGUAGCUGAAUGUGGCGACAACCCCAUCAUUAUUCUUUACGUAUGGCCUACGCUGGAAAUUGUCUGCGUUCUCAAAGGAGGCGCCUUCAAGACAUAUGCAAACUUGGACUUUAACCCAGAUGGUGACUUGUUGGUAUCGCAAAGUGGUGAUCCGGAUUAUUUAAUCACUGUGUGGGAUUGGCAGCAUCAUACGAUUCUGCUCAGAACCAAGUCGUAUGUUAACGAUGUUUACAGGGUGAAAUUCUCCCCUUAUGUGGCUGGGCAGAUCACAACUUGCGGUUUGGCCCAUAUAAAGUUUUGGAAAAUGGCUUCCACCUUUACGGGGCUGAAGCUCAAAGGAGAGUUGGGCAGAUUUGGAAAAACCGAGUAUUCGGAUAUAGUAGGCGUACUUCCCAUGCCCGAUGCAAAAGUCGUAUCUGGCUGCUCUUGGGGAAACAUCCUUGUCUGGGAUGAUGGGUUGAUAACUUUCGAGGUUUUCAGGUCAUUGAGACGCAAAUGCCACGAGGCUCCAAUCGUACAGUUCUACUACUUGGAAGGCGAAUUAUGGACAAUUUCAAUGGACGGCCACGUGAAGGUCUGGUGGUUUGAGAAAAUCGACCAAGCAGACCCUCCAGAUGACGAUCGAGUAAUUCUAGUCGAUCCCACCUACGACUUCUACACGCCUGGAGUAAAACUGAUGUCUAUCGAGAAACGAAACUCUAGAGACAGCGGGGAUACGUUUUGGUAUGCCCAGGAUGGAAAUGGUGGCAUAUGGUUGAUAGACCUCAACACUGAAGACGAGCCCAAACCAUCCCAGCAACUCUACAAAUGCCAUGGGGGGAAAGUGACUGGACUGGCCGCCUGUCCUUAUGGCAAUUAUAUCGCCACUCUAGGAGAACUAGGGACUCUUUACCUGUACAACUACAUAACAAAAGAUCGAGUUUUGGAUUAUACGUUUCCAGCACCAGGCGUUUGCUUGAUUUGGCUGCCGCAGGAGAUUGAUUUGACUGGGGAAAUCUUGCUAGCAGCGUUUGGGGAUGGACAAAUCAGGGUGAUUUGCUUGCAUAUUCCAGAUAUAAAUUCUGGUGAAGACCGCAUUAUCCUACACGUUCCCCAGACAAUCAAGCCCCAUAGCAAGCCGGUGACGACAAUGUCAGUCAAUUCCAAAGGCACCAUUCUGGUUUCUGCCAGUGAAGAUUCCACUAUUUUUGUCUUCAAAGUGGAUGUCCAUUCGCAUCAAAGCUUGCUAAUACCCAUCGGAUUCUUUCCAACUACCGAUAUCGUAUCCUGUAUCACUUGGCAUCAUGAACUGGAAAACGAAGUUUUGCUCGGUUGCGUUCACGGUCAAAUGAUGCAAAUCUCGUUACCUACAGAAGAACAGCCUUACACAGGCGUAUCGUUUAAGCUGGAACUGCGACCGCAAUGUAACACUUUCACUACAUACAAGUCGCAGAUCAAGAGAGAUAACAAAAUUCGGCAGAUAGAAGAGAAGAAAGCGAAAAAGGUGGCCAAAAAACGAGAGGAAAUGGAACGAAUUAAAAAAGAGAAUCCAGGCCUGGAAAUUGAUGAAGAAACUUUCCUAGCCGACUCCGAGACCGAAGAAGAACUGGAACCGUUAUUCUUCCCAGAAGUUCCUAACAGGAUAAUCUGGCUCAAGUACACGCCCUUUGACACCAUUUGGCUUUCGAUGGCAGGAUAUGACGCAGGCUACAUUUAUGAGUACUACAUAGAUCAGAAGGACCCAGUUCCGAUAAAGUUCAGGUUCUUAGAUGGAGCUCACGAAAUGGAAGUUAGCACCUACACCUACACGCAAAAUCGGGAGUACCUAAUUUUUGCCAUGCAGGAUGGUAGCAUACGAGUGAAUAAAGUCAAUCCUGAUGACUACACUGACCUCACCAACUACUUUACGAUUGCAAUGCACGACAACCAAAACGGUUUCGUUCCAAAGCUGUGCUUCAGCUACGAUGAAAAGUACCUAUUCAGCUGCGGUCACGAUGGAAAUAUAUUCUCCUAUAAAUUCAACCCAGAAGACUAUAAAUUUCCGAAAACUUUCUCCAGAUUAUAUAGGCCGGAACAUUAUUGCUCCUCAGUACCAGACAGUGAUGUUGCCGAAAAAUUGAGCCUCGAAGAGGUCAAAAUCAAAGCUGAAGAAAACAAAAUUCAGAAACUAGCCAAUGAACACAAGAGCAAAAUUCGUGAUGUUCUAAAGAGCCUGAAGGAGCGAUACAAGAAGUUACUGAUUAGCAAUUCCAAGCUACUGCCCAGCCAGAUUAUCCCGAGAGAAGAACUGGAGCCUGAUGACCGAGUGGCGCAGUAUGUGGACCAAAUAUUUGCGGAUAAAGUGGAGAUUGUUCGACGAAAAUUGGCGUUUGAUGUGGAAAAAUCAAAAAUCCAAGUUACUAAACUGCAAAACUACUUUACAAGUCCGUGCGAUCGUCACACAGUUUUAGUACAUGGAAUUAACAAUCCCGACUGCGCCAUCAUAACCGUUAGGCAAAGGAAAAUGCCUCCAAUCUUUUACGAAAUGUUCGACAUUAUUGAGCAGAAACUCAAAGAGGAGGAAGGCAAAGGAAGACCUCCGGAAAGAGCGCUUCCAGCCCAGAAAGCGAUUAUAGCUAAAAUCGACAAAACUGAGUCGCCAUUGGAGUUCUUUUUGCUCAGUUUAACUCCUGAGGACAUCGCGUAUCGACUAGGGCCAAAACUCACGCGGCUAUUGGACAAAUACCGAGGCAGACGAUUAAAAUGGGAGAAAAGAUCUUGGGAGUGGGAAGAGUUUAUGGCAAGAAAACCGGUUCCUGGAAAAAAUCAUCCCGACGACGAAAAAUUCCUUACCGAAGCAAAACGUUCGUUUGGAGACUAUCAACUGAAAGAAAGUAGCAACUAUAAGGUGCCUCUUGAAGAACGAGAAACAACCGUGAAACAUUACAAAAAGCUUCUCGAAACUAGAGGGAAGCAAUAUACCUUGCGGCACAACUUUAUUCAAACGGUCUUUGAUAUUAGAGAUUACAAGUAUAAAUUCAUAGAAAAGCUGCACGAAAAACAACGCAGAAUUGAUGAAAUAAAUGCGGAACUUCCGGAAGAGUUCAGAAAAAAUGGUCCUCCGAUUCCCGACAUCGAUCCAACGGAGUUCCCGGAAGAAAAACUUCAAGUCCAAGUCGUGCUUCCUGCACCAGAAGAAGAUUCAGAUGAAAGCGAAGUAACCGGAAAGCCAAUUUAUGUGGAGAAACCGGUGGACGAUUUACUGGAAAAACAACUACUAGCUGGUACAGCUGAUCCAGAAUUUCGCAGAAGCUUUUUCUACAGCUCUAUUUCUGAUGAGGAGGUUUCGGAAGUUUCCUUAAUGCCUAUUGAGGAUCUACUCAGCUACUCAGAAAGCAACGAAACCCCAUUUGAAGCUUGCCUAAAAUCCGACAGAUUAAACCGGUUGUUAUUCUUCCAAAGAUUGGGCAUCUCUGAAAUGGAAGCAAUGAUCGACGAUUUCAACAAUUGGAUUUUCCAAGCUAGAAAGCAGCGCUUGCCGAUCUUGAUCCGCGGCAAUUUUAUCGAUAUUUUCAUAGUUUGCCUAAACGAAGAGCUGCAGAUUUUGAAAAGCUCGGAAGAGCAAGAAGACAAGCUUUCCCAUAGUGUAAAUUCGAAACUGAGCGCUGUUCAUGACAUGGAGGAUAGUUUGGAUUCCCUCAAAGUCGACAAGGAAAACCAAGAAAUAAAACUUGAAAACUUCAAAGUCGAAGAAGGAAAGAUACAGGAAAAAUUCAAAGUGGCAGUGGAGACUAAUAAGUUUUACGACUUCCUGAAAAAGGUUUUUAAAAAGAAGUACAAACCACCCAAAGUGAAAACUGAUGAUGAAAGUUCAUCGUCGUCUUCAUCCAGUUCGGAUGAAAGCGAGUAUGAAGACGACUCAGGCAGCAUCGACUCUAAAGACUUCGGCUUCAUCAAACAGGACUUGAAUAGUUGCCCCAAAGGAUGCGAACCCGCUUUGUUUAAUUUCACUGUGGAUCUGCGAUCAAAACGGCACGAAAUUGAGCAGAAUGAAAGAGAGGAACUGAGAAUGCUCGAAAUGACCAAAAAAGAGAUUGAUAUCGUCACUCGGAAACUGAGCAUUUUGAAAAAGGGCUAUGGAGAGUCUCAGGAAAAGUUGGAAGCUUUCAGAAGAGAAAAACAACACAAACUAAACAAUGUAAGAUGUACCGUUGUGUUAAACCUAAACCAAAUCUAUGGACGCAUUAGGCGUCAAGACAUGGACAUAAACGAGUUUUUGGUAUUCUCUCGAUCAAAACUCUCCGAUCUGUACAACCAAGUCAAGCUAUUGCAUAACGACGCCCUGGUCGAACAAGGAAAACAUGAUACAUAUCUAAGACAUUUGCUGCGAAUGAGAAAAGACAUCACCUACAUGGAGCGUAAAUCGCACAGUCUGAAAAGAGACAUAAAAAGACUUCUGAAGAUAAAGUUUGGAAAAGAGGUGGACAUCAAUGAGCUGGAAAUGGCGGUGCUUCAAAGAUCCUUCCAGAAGAAUAUGGUGAAUGAACUGGAAGAAGUGGUGCUGAAGAAGUUGGUCUACGAGUUAAGAAUUAAAAUGACCGAUAUUCGAGGAAUUUAUAUUAAAGAGUUGGAGCGGUGGCAGACAAAAAUAGUUAAAUGCCAGCACAAUUUAACGAAAGAAAUAAAAGAGAACACUAAGCGCUUGGAACUAGUAGCUGUUAUAAACAAAGAGAAGAAAGAUCUGGCUAGAUUUGUAGACACCCAAGACAAAAGAAGAGAGCGAGUUGCAUACAUGGAAGCGAUUCAUUGCGACUUUACUAAAGAUCUCGACAAGCUGGAAGAGAUAGUCAACGACCAAAACCAAACCAUUCAAGAUCUGAAAGAAGAAAUUAGAAUGUUCAAAACUAAAGGUUUAGCCCAGGAAGUGCGCAAAAGGAGCCAAAGAAUGGCAGAUUAUGAGAAACCACGUUCAGAAAAAGAACUGGUCAAAGAAGAAAUGACUAGGUGGGUUGAUUACGAAGACUACGUUAGCGACGUUGAAUGGGAUGAAGAAGAGGAGCUAGAAGAAGAACAAGAGCUACUGAGAACAGACAUAACUAUCCCUACAUACCAAUUACUCGAAGGUGAAGACCUAGUUAAAGAAUUAAUUGAUACUCUCAUGAAGGACGUGGAUGCAGACCUCACGCGGAAAAGCAAUGAAGACUUGGUACAUGAAAUUCUAAGCAACAUAGUGAAAUGUUCCAGCACUCAUGCGAUGAUCAAUGAAAUAAUUGACAAUUUGCCUAUUGGGGAACUCAAUGAGGAGCAGCGCAGCAGUAUUGAAGAAACUGCAGAAAAAUUAAUGAGCAUUCAAGAGCCACAGGUCAAUGAUGAAAACGUACUGUCUCGCAUUAAAGACAUACUGGAAGAGGUUUUAGAGGAGGUUGUGUGUGCUGAUCCUCAUUAUUUGAUACCGGCUGUUUUGGAAAAACUAUUAGACAACCUGCCUGUGGAAAUGAUUUCUUCGGAAUCUGCUCUAGAUGAAAUUGCCUUGUCUAUUACAAAAUCCGUUCAGGAUUUAGAGCUGAACCAAGACGAGCUUCGCAAGUCCGUUGAAAGCAUCUCCAGUGCUGAUCAGCAGGAAAUUGCAGAAAUUAUUAACGGAAUACUGGAAAGGGUUUAUGGCGAAGGCAUUGAUUACUUCUACGUUAUCAAUUCAUAGGUUUAUACACUGUAGUUUUUUACACACUAUUAUUAUUUAUUAGUAGGUACGUGUGUAGCCUCUUUAGGCAAGGUACUCAUAUACUAGAAAGACUAGUAAAUAUCCAUGUCUUAACUUAAGAAGGGUAAAUUUCGUUUAGAUCAACACAAAUACAACUUAUGAAUAUAACACAAGACGA
This is a messenger RNA of Dendroctonus ponderosae (mountain pine beetle), 6331 nucleotides long. RefSeq names its product cilia- and flagella-associated protein 44. Gene Ontology annotation, molecular function: protein binding. The record is from RefSeq and is a predicted model, not a curated record. The transcript has 36 exons. Lineage: Eukaryota; Metazoa; Arthropoda; Insecta; Coleoptera; Curculionidae. Bases 97 to 6153 code for a protein of 2018 amino acids.